UCUUUUGACUUAAGAGUGUGAUUGCGUGUGUGUGUAUGCGUGCAAGGGUUUGUGUGCAUACGCAUGUUUGUGAGUAUCCGUGACUUACUCACUUUAACAUGCCAAAGCUGACAGUUUGCGUAAGAGGCAGCUGCUGCAUGUGCAGGCCAGCGGUGAGGACAGCUGACCUAGGGGAGGACGACACACACUCCUUCAUAUCUCUGUCUCUCUCUCUCAGAAGUGAACUCUGUGCUCUGUGAGGGGAAGUCAGAAUGUGUACGUCACAUUUUGGCCUGCUAUGUGUUUUGUCCUCUCAAGAGAAUGACUACAGUAUCUGCAGGGCUUUUUGCUCACAUCUCCCCACACCCUUUCCGGAGCCUGACUGUCAUCAUAUGAAUGCCUUUGUGUAUUUGUGUGUGUCGGUGUCCAUGCACGUGUGAGUGCAGCUCAGCUAAACUCCUGUACUCCUGUUCCCAGUCUUACGCCAUACUCCAUGGUCCAUAUGCUCCAUCAUUCUGGGAAUCAUUGCCUUUUUUUCUGCUGAUAUGAGGCCUGUUUUUCCAUUACAUUUAGACAGAAACUCUUGGAAUGGUUAAGCUUAAUCUUGGGCUGAGAAAACAGAUCAUUGGUUAAUGUGGAACCACUCUUUGUUGUAUGAGUACUGUUUGGAUGUCUGCAGAUACUUAAAAAGUAGGGAUGCAUAGUUGUAUCAGAAUCAUAUCGGUAUAGGGAGAUGUAAUGUAUUCUGGAAGAGCAGGAUCUUUAGGUGACACUAUGCUAAUGUGCAAAAAUGUCUGCAUUUGUAGCUCUACAUAAAUAAAUGCUAUAUUUCUCUGCAAUGCUAAUUCAGGUGGGUUUAGCCCCUAGUUCUACAUUUUAUAAAUCUUUGUGUAUCGGCAUCAGAAAAUAUACAUGAAAAAUAUUGGAUAUAGGCAUUGGCCCAUAAUUCCCAUAUCGGUGUCUUAAUUUUUCUAAAAUUACAUUUUACAAAUCAUAGGUCUACAAAUAAAAUUAAAUUCAGAUUUACAAGGUCUUAAAUUUUAAAGAUAUGGACAGUUGUUGUUUUACAGGCUUACCUGCUGUUGAGCUAGCCUGCUCAGAGACAUGGAGAUAUCAGUGUUACUUUGAAGAGUGGUUUUAUAAUUGGUAUGUCAUCACUGCAGAUUUGGUCUUAAAUUAUAUCUAAAGUGGAAUAAAUAAGAGUUGUUAAUGUAUUAAGUUAUCUUGAAGAUGCUUGCAGACACUUUGUUAAAUACAGUACACCAGGACAACAUUUUCUGCAUUCUAUACAGUAUUUUCAACAUGCUCCAGAUGCUUUGUAAGUAGGUGUAUACAUAUGUUGGACUGAAACUAAUUGAAUUCCUUACAAUUAAAAUGGAUAGUGCAUAAUAAGUUCAACUGAUACUGAUUUGUUUAAUAGGUUUAAUUGUUAUUGCUGGUAAUGUUCCAUCAUACUGGUUUCAAUCUCUUUGGUAUAUGUGUGUGCACAGUGUGCUUUCAUUAUGUUUUUUUGUGAUGUUUGCACAGAUUCUUAAGAGUUUCUUUAGAAGGUGUGUUCACUGGGGCCAACUUCAAAGCUGCCCUUCUCAAAUACAGGCAGGCUAGUUUUGUCUGGUUGAACAGCAGUCUUUGAUGCGCAAGAAAAUCUGGCUUCAUGAGACGACACAAAGGCCAAAGAUCUGGGGUCAUGCACUCCAUUUCAACCUUUUUAGAGUAAAUGAACAGAUCUAAGAUAAGCUUUUGCCUUUUAUAUUUUAAUGUGGAGGUUUCCAGAUGUUUUUACCUCGUGACCUCAAGCUAAAGCCAAGCAAAUUAAAUAAGACUUUGUACUGACUUUGCCUAGUUAACCAAUUACAGCCAGAGAAAUUACUGAUCUAUGCUUAAACCCAAAACAAAUCAUUGAGCUACGUUUUCAUUUCACUAUUAAUAAUUGUGCAUUGACAACUGCUGAGCAUGUGAUCAGUCUUAUAACUGAAAUGGGAUAUUAGCCUUCGUUCUGUGGCGUCCAGGGCAGUCAUUCUAAAAUGGCAAAUGGCGUUUCCCAGGAUCAAGGCUGCUGAGCCUCUGCUGCACGUGACUGUGUAAUGUGGUGAACUCAGGACCUCCAAGUAAUGGUCAGUCCUAUUGAUUUAGCUGUAAAUGAUAAUGGAACGUGUUACUUACUGCACCUUUAUAAUGCUACAACGGAAAAUCCUUUUGGCAAAAUAUCUACUCAUGAGGUCAGACCUGCAUUAGUGACGAAGGCCUCUGGAGGAGCUAAGUAAUAAACUUGACGAGUGAGUGUUCUGGAAUGUGUGGUUCUAGAAUUUUUUACUGUGGUUCUAGAAUGUAUUAGACAACUAUUGUUCCAUAAUAUAUGAACUCAUUGGGUGUGUCUCAAAACCUAGUGAGCUCUCUACAUAGACAGUAUUUUACACCACGAUAUGCACGCUCCCAACAAGAAGCCUUUCCCAAUUCUUAGAUAUCUCAAAUAUGCUGCCUACUGAGGUACUUCAUUUUGGCCAAAUAUCAAGAGAGCAUCGGAUGUUUCCUCAGCCGCUGAGGCAAUCCCACGAUGCAGCGCCGCGCAACUUUUGUUUGGAGAUGGCGGGCUUCACCAAGCAGCGACGUCAUCUUCAAAUGUAAGUUAUUCUGAUUUUCUGGGGUAUUUAUCUGUUUUCUAGUCAUAAAGGUGCACAAAUAGCCUAUACUUUCCGCCUUUGACCACAACUAUUGUCUAUUUUGCUGUUUCAUUCAGAGCAAAUAAAAUUAAAAUCGCUAUAUUAACCGCCAGAGCAGAUCCAUGUUGGCUAAAUGUGAUUUUGACGGCUGAGGUAAGUAAACGCCGGUCUCGUGCAGUGGGCGGGAACAAGCGGCAACGUCACUGCUGUCUAACUAGAGCGUCUCAUUUAUCUAUCUUAUAAGGGUAGAUGACGGUUGGAACGCUGCCUACUUAGACAGCUGCCUAUGUAGACAGCGGCUACUUAGAGUUUGUCAAAGGGUCAAAUGUGAUGUUCUAAACACACCAGUGUGCCAAUACUCAUCAGGGAAUUAAGAGCUUUGUUCAAGGGCACAAUAGCAUUAACAGUGUAUUAUUAGCUGGACUAGUUACCACACCUUCAUGGUUUUUAGCCAAGUUCCCUGACCACCCUGACCACUGCUCUGCCACCACCCUUUAUUCUUUACUUUUUCUAUAAAGGAACAUGCUAACAGUAAGUGGGCUCUGUUAGUUUGAUCUCACUUCUAUGAUGAUUCUAAUUUGUCUCAAUUAACUUUCAUCAGCAGUAUUUCUGUGAAGCAGUUGUGUUUUUUCCUUUGAGUAAUGGCUUGAAAUUUGUCCUGCAAACAGACCUUUUUUCCCAGUUAGAAUAUAAAUGACUGCUCUUAGACUAGUGGCCUCCUGUGCAUACAGUGGUUAUUUUAUAGCUCCGGCUUGCGUUACCAUUUGUGUAUCAUGUGCUUAGUGUGUAGCAAAACCACAGCCUGCAGAUACGUUCUCUGUCUCUGAUUUUGCUAAAUAAAUAUUUGCUUUUCAUACCCCAUGGCCUGUAGCUGAGUGCUGCUCUGCACUGUUUAAAAUGAUGACUAGACAUCUGAUCAGAUGAGCCAGUGGCCCGUCUGUCUGUUUAUGAUGGUGGAAAACUUUCUGUUUGAUGGUAAACACAUCUUCCUGUUUUAUGCACUGUUUGAGCUGUUUGAAAAGUGGAUCUCAGUGUUGGCGUUCAGUGGUGGAAAAAUUGAGGGGGCUCUACAGCCACAUCACUGCACGCAGGGGCUGUUAGACGGGAGAUGGAGGUUCAGCCAAGGACUCUGGUGUUGUUUUUUAAAGUCUGGAUCAAUAUAGACCUGUUGGCUUUAGCCACGUGAAAGAUAUUCAAGUCUCUACCAAAGCUCAAACAAGUAAAUAAAUGUAAUAACAAAGUUUUGAUUGGCAAAACAAAUUUGUUGAGUCACUGUUCUUGCUCCUAUGAAAGGAAAUUAGAUCCUUCGUUAUGAGGCUGCACCAGCACUAGAUAUAAAAGGGCAGACAGACCUCCUUAAUCAAUGGUUUUGACCUUUAAAACACAAGUGCAGAGACAAAAAAAUUCCCAAAGGAAUGUAUUAGAAACAUAAUAAAUCUAUGUGAAAGAACUUACAAAUGUAAUAACGCAGUGUGUGUGAAUAUGACUGUAGCUGUAAUAAAACUCUUGACACUUUGCCCUCAGAUCUUGACCUAUCAGGCUGAAGCCGUAGAUAAAAUGGCCUGAUACAUUAAAGAAAUGCAAUGUAAAUUGGUUUGAGAUCGAAGUACCUCGCAUGUACUGUUAAUACUACACUCUUUAUUGACUGGAUAUGAAUGGGAUAAUUUAGCUAGCUAACAGCAAGCUUAGCAAAAAUAGUUCUCUGGGAGGAAAAUAGCUCUCACAGCUGUUUUUUCUGCUACGAGAGAGAAGGAAGCUUUGGCGCUCCAAGAGGUCAGAGGUGCAGAAGGUCAGACGUCUGUUAGGUGGAGACAAGGCAAGUCAUCCUGCUUGAGGAUGUUCCUCCCACUUCCUUUAUAAUAUCCAGUUGCGAUCCUGGAAUAACUCUACAUUGCAAAUUUCAGUGUCUUACUGUUUUAACACACCCGUUUUAACCGAUUGAAGGAUUUAGGAAUGAGCUGAUGAUUUGAGUCAGGUGUGCUAGAGCAGGAAACACUGAAAUGUGUCAUGCAGGACGAUUAGGGCACUGAUUCAUGCUCAUAAGGUGUUGGCCUUUUGCAUUGAUCUGAGGUCUGUUUUCAUUUUGCUUUGUAGUGUUUAUGUAUCAGGGACAAUGCCUAUUAAUCAAAUUGAAAUGCGGCAGUGUUAUCCAGGUCGCUAAUUUUAAGCUAUACUCCCUGAGGCCUGAUGUAAGCCAUUUUUUGAUUAGGAGUUUCGGUAAGGAAACCGGUCAUAUAUCAUUGUUUUUUACCUUCAUUGUUGGUAAACUCUCAUUCUUGGUAAAUAAUUUUAGUAGUUUAGUACAGAAUACUAAUUUUAGGCCAGUCUGGAUUAGCAGCACUGUCAAACUAAUUGAGGAAAUCUCCAUCUCUGUCAUAUUGCUGUGUGCCUGUUCACAACAACACGAGAGCCUUCACACAAUGAAUGAAAGAGUGCAGCUCACUAAACAAAGCCCUCACUGAAGUGUGAAUUCUGCACUCUUCCAGUUCCUCAUGAGUACGUCAUUCACUCAGUACCAGCGAGACGACUUGGCUGCUUACUGACUCAUUUAGCAAUUACUGCCUUAUGUAAUAGCAGUAUAAUCCUAACUGUGCUCUCAGGCUGAGAAAGUCUGUGAUGUGGGGUCUAACGUUUUAAAGACUAAAAACAGGUAAAAGGGGAACGUUUAUUGUACUAAGUUUAGAGGUGGCUCCUGGAUUAUGGAGACAUUUUUUAGUUCUCAAAUGUAGUUAGUUUGUAUUUUUUAAUUCACAAGAGAUAUAUUUAAGGCCAAAGUGCAGCAGUUAACUAAGCUCAUCUCUUAGGUUACACUGAGGCUUCAUUUAGACAAUGAGGAAAAUCAAAUAUUUUUCGAUUCAGAUCUAUGCUACAUUUGUUUACCUCUGAAUCACAGGCUAAUAACUAAAUCCACAGAUGACUAAACUCAGUCAUGGAAAAAAAAGCAAAUCUGAUCUAAGCACCACAGCGCACUGUCCAAACGUGGCCCGAUUUUGUUUAUGGAGGUUAUGAUCUGUUCUGGGAGAAGAUAUUUUUGUAAUUCUCCAAUGCCCACAUCCACUCUGUAGUACUGGAUCAGCGGAUGGCUGUUUCCUCUUUGACGGCACUAACCCAACAGUCUGUGUACACAAACACUGUGCUUCAAAAGGUGGUUAAAUGAUGAGGUAAUGGAUGUGGAUCCGGAUAUGAGGAGAACAAAUCUUGUUUGUCUAAAUGUAGCAUUGAUGUGGGGUUAAAGUAGUGUAGUACACACUGUACAGCAAGAGGAGGUAUUGAUACUAUGUGUGUGUGUGUGUGUGUGUGUGUGUGUGUGUGUGUGUGAGAGAGGGAGAGAGAGAGAGAGAGAUGUUAUAGAGAACUGCUAUCCUGGCAUUGGACCGGCUCUUUGGCCAUUUGUAUUGAUUUUUGAUUAGGAAUUUCAGUUCACUUCCAUAAUAUAUUUGUAUUGAUACAAAUAUAGUAAACUUAUGCAUAAAUAAGUAACACUCAUUUAAUCUUGAAAUCGGAGUCACAUAAUUGUCAUUGAGGAACUACGGUUCUACUACAGUCUCACAGUCACCCUCAUCAUCAUCAGUCACGUAUGGGCAGCAGAUGUGGGUAUGAGCAUGUAUUGUGGGUAUGAGCACUGAAAAUACUCUAAUGCUCAUCUCUAAUUUAUCAGACUUUUUACAGGCUGCGUUUGGACAGACUGUCAAAUCUGACAUUGUCCCACACAUCUGAUGUGUGUUUUUUAUUUUUUCCUGUGAAACAUUUCUUUAGAGUCAAACGUUUCGCUCAAGCUUUUUGGUUCCAAUUAGGUCCACAUGCAUUAUUUGACACGCCAUUUCAGGAAAUGAUCAUGAGCUGAUGGCAAGAUGCAGUAAAGAAGAAAACAGUAAAUCUAAUUUUAUCUGGACACAGUGGGUUUUGGUUUUCAAGUGUUUCCAAUAAUAAUUCCUUCCCACAAGGAUUAAUAAUAUAUCAAGGAGUGUAAGAAAGCUGACCUGAGAUUUUCUCUUACAAAUGUGGAUAUGUUUUAUAUGGAUAGAAGAGCUGAACCCCAAACCAAAGCAUUCUCAUUCCGUGAUUGUUAAUGGAUGGACGGAGAGAAAAGGUGAAUAGUAUCUCGUACACUCUGUGGCUCAGGUCUGCAGUGUGUCUUCGACAAUUCAGGAUCGGGCAGCUGUAUAUGAUCAGUAAACACAGCCAUGAGCAGAGUGACCGAGGGGAGGGUGUGGAGGUGGUGCAGAACGAACCCUUCAAUGAUCCCACACAUGGCCAAGGCCAGUUCACCGAGAAACGUGUCUACCUCAAUAGCAAACUGCCCAGUUGGGCAAGAGCAGUGGUGCCCAGAAUCUUCUAUGUGACAGAGAAGGCAUGGAACUAUUACCCUUACACUAUUACAGAAUACACAUGUUCGUUUUUGCCAAAGUUCUCCAUCCACAUAGAAACCAAGUAUGAAGACAAUAAAGGAUGCAAUGACAAUAUCUUUGAUAAUGAGCUGAAGGACCAGGAGAGAGAAGUGUGUUUCAUAGACAUUGCAUACGAUGAGAUUCCAGAGCGCUAUUACAAGGAGUCAGAGGACCUGCGCUAUUUUAAAUCGGAGAAGACGUCUCGCGGCAUGCUGCAGGAAGGCUGGCGGGACACGCAGAACCCCAUCAUGUGCUCCUACAAACUUGUCACUGUCAAGUUUGAGGUGUGGGGCCUCCAGACACGCGUCGAGCAGUUUGUGCACAAGGUGGUGAGAGACGUACUGUUGCUGGGCCAUAGACAGGCCUUUGCCUGGGUGGAUGAAUGGAUAGACAUGACAAUGGAUGAGGUAAGAGAGUUUGAGCGUACGAUCCAAGAGGCCACCAAUCAGAAGAUCGGAAUGUUCCCUCCGUCCAUUUCCAUCGGUGAGACGCCAGUCUCAUCUCUGGCUCCUAACGGUCCAGCAAGCGCCCCAUCCACCCCACUGUACACCGACGCCCCAGAGUUCCUCUCCGUCCCCAAAGAUCGUCCUCGCAAGAAAUCUGCCCCAGAAACCCUCACUCUGCCUGAACCUGUCCAAUCAGAGUCUGCUCCUGCCUCUGGUUCAGCCGCUAACCACGCCUCCCUCAGCCCUGCACCCACUCAGAGUGAUUUGGUUUGAGGCCCGCCUCCUCCUGACUUUCUUCCUUCAUUAUGGAUCAUCUAAACACAAUUCAUCCGCCGUCCUCGUUUCACUUGUUCCUGUUAUAAAUGCUAUUUCUGAAAGACUCCAGUUCCUAGAGGUCAUAGCCUAGCAGGUUUGGCCUCUGAUCCCGUAAAUGGGCUUCCUGCCUUGAGUUGACAGUUUAUAUUUUUUCAGCCUCAAAAGCAUCAGUAGUGUUAAAUCAUAGAAAAAAAUUUUGGUCAUUUUUGCCAUGUUUAAAAAAAUCAUGAAGACUGCUUGUGAAGGCUAGACAGAGUACCUGUUUAUUCUUUUCCAAUCAUUUUAUCAUGAAAUCAUUCCAAUCGAUUAGGUGACUAUCCACAUGUGGCCUAAAUAUGGUUGCCUUAGCAACUGCAAAGCAGAUAUCCCCUGAGCAGAGCCUAGGAUUAAGGUGAAAUGUCAUUUUCAAGAAUGUCUCCUCACAACAUGUAGGCACAUAAAUAACAACUUGUUAAAAUUCAAAUAGAACUCAUUUCAUAUUCACUGACGUUUUCUCUUUUUUACCCUUUGUAAUAUCUGUUCACUCACAGCUGCACACAUGCAACAUCAAACCAAUCAGAAUGCUUCUCAGGUCUUCAUAGGUCCCAGCCUUUCAAAAAUUAUGGCAGGAAAUAAGUAACACUCUUGCUCAGAUUUUUUUAGAUCUACAGCAACCCAGGUUUCCAGGGUUACCUGACCUGUGGCCCACAGACUAGAUUUGUCUGUCACGUUUUAUUUAGGCAUGCUCCAAUCCAGUUUUUUCUCUGAUCUCUGAAUUCAGGGUAUCAGCUGAUAUGGAGUACUACUAUGAUACCAAUGUUCUGUUAAGCCACUCAUGUUUCAUAGUAGCAUAAACAUUAACAUACAGUAGAGGUUAAUGUAAUGUAGCGGACAUGGUCAAACACCAACAUUCUCUUUAGGAUUGUGCAAUUUUGUUUCAUUAUUUUAGAAGAUUCAUAAAAACAAAUUGCACUGUUACAGCCAUGGCUGAGACUAAUAGUGUUGAAUGUGGCUUGGUCAUGUAUGACUGAUAUCCAGUCCGUUUAAUAAGGUCAAUAUCAGUGCCGAUACUGAUAUGACUCAAUGACUAAUAUGAUCUUUCCCUGUCCUAACCAGAUAAGAUGUACUUUAGCAGCCAGUCCACAAAUCUAAAUUUAUUGUCGUCUACAUUCUGUAGCCUUUGGCUAACACAGUUAUUCUGCCGGGCAAAAUGAUGAAAGCACCUCUGCCUGUUGCAGCCUAUUUUAGUACAGCCGAGAAUAAAAUGGUCACUUUCACAAAUUCAACAAAUUUAAACCCAAACUCUUUGAAAUGAGCAUCUAGACCUUUUUUGAGAGCACAAAGUGUAGGAGAAGAUGAAUAACAUAACAGACUGUAUUUCACAACAAAAUCAGUCUUAAAGACUGUUCAUAUUUGCUGGAAAUUCACUAUGUGCUUUUCCCCUUUUCAGCAUCUCAGUCAAAUAAAGUCACGCAUGUUCUCAGCCCUCAGUGGAGGAGUUCAGUGGGGAGCGUACAUUUCUACAUUUCUGGGAGGGGUUUAUUGUCUGCAUGUAUGAACGGAAUCAAACUAGCCUUAUAAGCCUAACCUACGCUGAUGUCUCUGGAUGCCUGAUGUCUUUGCUUACAAUUUACUUUUAGAAUAAUGUCAGAUGUAAAUGCACACGGAAAUAUCUUAAAAAUACACUUUCACUUUUCCAAACUCUUUUUUCAACUUGGCAAGUUUGUGCAUAUUCUUGACUUGAGAGAAGGCUAGGGGA
This is a messenger RNA of Colossoma macropomum (tambaqui), 9526 nucleotides long. Its product is annotated as cytoplasmic phosphatidylinositol transfer protein 1-like. Gene Ontology annotation, molecular function: phosphatidylinositol transfer activity; phosphatidylinositol binding. Lineage: Eukaryota; Metazoa; Chordata; Actinopteri; Characiformes; Serrasalmidae. Bases 6709 to 7746 code for a protein of 345 amino acids. Gene Ontology annotation, biological process: phospholipid transport. The record is from RefSeq and is a predicted model, not a curated record. The transcript has 9 exons. Gene Ontology annotation, cellular component: cytoplasm.